This is a messenger RNA of Cladophialophora immunda, 2948 nucleotides long. RefSeq lists its product as uncharacterized. The transcript has 2 exons. Lineage: Eukaryota; Fungi; Ascomycota; Eurotiomycetes; Chaetothyriales; Herpotrichiellaceae. The record is from RefSeq and is a predicted model, not a curated record. The coding region runs from base 422 to 2263 and encodes 613 amino acids.
GAGUAAACUAAGUUGGCCGUUUCUCUCUUCAUCCACAUUGUCAAUCCGGACAUUUUCGUUACCUGCGUUCAACGCCUUGUUCCACCUUGUUCGAAUCAGCCCUGCCACUCAUUUGAGCAUCGUCCCCUCCAUCGCGUGCGCCAUUCGCCCGAUAGCUCACCGUUCCUUGCCGAGUCUGCGGAGCAGGCAAGUCCUCCUAUUCCCCCGGCUCGCUGUACGCACCAUAGAUCUCAAGUGGCGAAGGCGCCGACACUGUGGUAAUUGUAGUGUCUGUCUUUCGGGAAAAGUUGGAUUCAACAUUCGCAAAGCACGAGUUGUUCUCUCACGAAUCAUAUCGGAGAUUUGUUCUCCGCCAUCUCUGCGCGCAGAGAGCGGAGAAUCGACGUUCACUUAAGGGGCCUUCCAAUUCCUGACAGCCACCAUGCCCUGCUUCAAAGGUCUUGCUGUGAGCAUACACACUCCCAAUGGGCCUUUGCCAGAAUACUCUGUACAGAGAACCUCCCGUCUCUCAAGAAUCAGUGCCUACAUCCCUGUGCCGCCUGCGCAAAUCCCUGCCGACUCUCUGACGGGAAAACCCGAACAAUCGACCUUCGCCAUCUCCAUCACCCUCCUCACCCCUGGCCAGGAAGUGCCCUACUCCACGCCAAAGCCUACCUCGGAUAAUCCUAGUCCAAAACCUAAACUGGUCGGAGGCCUUCCAGGUCACACAAGCGAACGAGGAAAGUACACAAGCUCUGUUGGGCCUUAUGUCCCCUUGACAACCUCGCCGAAUGAAACCAUCGCAGCCUACAUCUACUUUGAUGGCCGAGCCAAAGAGGAAGUUGCAACACUGCUGAGAAAGGGUGAAGAGACCUGGGUGAAUUCUCGGUGGGUCAGUGUCCCUGAGAAAGAAGGAGGCGGUCUUGCAGAACGAGAGUUUUUGUUUCGUGAGGUGGGUCUUGAGCGAUGGUUGAAUGGUCUAGAUCUCGACGGAAAAGAUGCCGCAGCAACCAUCGAGAGACGCAGACAGAAACUGGAGAAGAGACGUCGAAAGCGGAAGGAGACUACAGGGAGUGAAGAUGACGCCAAUGGAGUCUCGAAGAAGGAUAGAAGAAAGAACACCAUGCGCUACGGGGAGGACGGUGAACUGAAAGACGUUUCGGAUGACGAGGGCUCUGCAAGUGAGAGUGGUUCAUCGGAAGAUGAUGACGACCCAAUACCAGAAGCAGCGGGCCAGAUCAAGGUUGCCCUGUUCCGAGUGUUAGCCUCUGGAGAGAUCAAGCGCGGAGAGUAUUCGCCUCAGUUUGAUGCCCACGAUGAUUCGGAGGGCUCAGACGCCGGAGAAGGUGCUGGCAACGGAGAGGGCAAGAACCGAGCAGAUGUUGACCACACCACUAGUUUUGCCAAACCCAAGACCUUGGAUCCCAAAACCAUCUCAACACAGACGGUGACUGGUAUUGACGCUACUGACAAACCAUAUGCGGUUUUCACAUUUCUUUAUCGAGGAGAGCGGCAGUUGCAGAAGAUGGGCAUCCUUGCUGGACCCAAGUCUGACAAGGCAGCGGCAAAUGCGAAGAGACGUAGCAUAGCGGCCGAGCUACCAAAACUUGGACCUCUGAAGAAAGAAGGAACUGCUGGCUUUUCAAACUUUCGCGACUCGGAACGUCGACGGAGCCGAAAAGGCAAAGGAACAAGCGACGACGAGAUGGAGAGUGAGAGUGACGAUGACGGUGCUGGCAUCAUUGGCAAAAUGGAGGACAUCAACGAUGCCGAUGCGAAGAGGGAUCCGAGCAUGCUUACUCCGGAAGAUGCUGAGCGGACGGGCCAAGUUGCAGAGGGCAUCCGGAAAAUGAAGCUCAAGCGACAGCAUUCGGCGGAACCGCUGAAUAGCAACGGUACAACGGAACCUCGCAAAAGCUCGAAAUCCGGUAGCCCUUCGGGUAGUUCGACGCCUAAGGCUGGUGCUGUUGAGCUUGGGACAUCCCCCGCGGGCACGACUAUCGGAUCGACGGGGUUGAGCAGCAGCCUGGACAUCACAAAGGACGACGAGAGUUUCAUGGUCGGCAGUCCGAUGAAGCGACACCGGGCUAGUAUUGCGGAUUUUGAUGAAGACAUCAAAAAGCGAUUAGGUGGCAGCAUGUCCGCUUCUUCGGGCACUAUUGGCGAGGUUCUAGGGACUUCGGGACUGUCUCAACCGACUGCAACUAGUUCAAAUCCUUCUGGCCUGCAAUUUGGGGGCCCACUGGUCAAAGAACCGGCCGCUGGCGACGACGAAGAACUCUGAGAGGGCUCCCAGAGGCCCACACAGGCACGAUGCUGCCGCUUGACUGUGGGAACUGAAUCUCGUCCACAGCUUCUGAAGAAUGGUACCUCCAUGGGCCAGACAUUCUUCAGAAAUACUGUCUACCAGUACUAUGCCACGUUAAGGAGAAGACAGGAAUCGAGGCAGCCCACGGCGUCUUCUGUCGGCAUUCGGAUUGGAAAUUCAACUCUUCCACCUUUCUUUUGUCUAGACAUCGCAGAAUUUGGAGCCAGGAUGAUCAGCCAGGGAUUGAAGAUACACGUAAGCGAGGUUUGGCCGUCGAAUAUUUUGAUUAAUUGUGCGAACCAAACAUCUGCCCCAAUGGCCUGUGCAUGGGGAAUGCAAUGCGGGAUGUGAUGCGCAAAACGGAUGCCUCGGAGAAGCUGCAAGCAUGGUGUGCAUGGUGAGGAAGGGACAGGGGCAUGUGGGAGUCUCCAGGGCUGCUUUGAACCAGAGGAGGUGCAAGAGGCCAAGGGAAAUGGCAUGGGCAUGGAAGCGUGAUCGCUGGCUCAAACCCGCGAUGGUCACUGUACCAAUAUCCCAGGCAUCGAAGAGUGUUCUUUCCAUGUUCGACAAAAAGACAAAUAUCAUACAGCCACGUCGAGGAACAGCUUGGAGCUAGCACCAGCCAGCAAACCGGGCAGAAAUUCCAACCACAUUAUCAAAA